Lycium ferocissimum is the source of this 702-nucleotide messenger RNA. RefSeq lists its product as uncharacterized. NCBI's taxonomy places the organism in Eukaryota, Viridiplantae, Streptophyta, Magnoliopsida, Solanales, Solanaceae. The record is from RefSeq and is a predicted model, not a curated record. Gene Ontology annotation, molecular function: zinc ion binding. Bases 397 to 702 code for a protein of 101 amino acids. The transcript has 2 exons.
AGGCAAAAGUCAUAGGUAGUUCCCUAAAUUUUACCACAUUUUUCUCAUGGCUAUCUAAACCUACAAUUGUUCCAUUUUAAUACCUAAAUUACUCUGAAUUUGUACCACAUAAGCACCUUUUGCCUACAUGGCAGCUCAUCUGUGCUGCACGCAAAAUGGACGCGUGAAGGGGUGUUUUGUUGUUUACAUGGCAACUUCCAACGUACCUUUUUUGGUUAAUAAUCCCAAAUCUAAAACUCCAAUUUUCCAAAUUCUCUCCUUUCUCCUCCUUUCUCCCCCGUUUCUCUCUCUUCUUUCUGUUCAAUUUAUGUCUUCCUUCUCUCUUCUCUCUCGAUUUAUAGUUGUUGCGGUGUGUAUUCUCUCUUAUUUCUCUCUUGGUUCUCCUUCUUUAUAGCAAUGUCACAAAAUUCAGGGAUUAUAGAUGAAAAUGUUAUUUGUAAUUGUGGUAAUUCUUGUAAUGUAAGAACUUCGAGAACAGUUAACAACCCAGGUCGUAGAUUUUUUGGUUGCAAGAUGCCAAAAGAAAAGGGUGGAUGUGGCUAUUUUAAAUGGAUUGAUCCUUCUCCAGAGGUUGAGCUUUUGAAGGAGAAGCUUAAAGAGGUUGAAGAAGAGAGGGAUACAUUGAAACAUAAAAUGAAGGAACUUGGAGGCAAGUUUGAUUCAUUGAAACAAAAAUUGAAGGAAAUUAAGCAAGUGAAUUAG